This is a messenger RNA of Geodia barretti, 1131 nucleotides long. The record is from the annotation of a GenBank genome assembly. Lineage: Eukaryota; Metazoa; Porifera; Demospongiae; Tetractinellida; Geodiidae.
AUGCACGGUUCACGCGGGAACGGUGAUCGUGGCCGGAGUCAUGCGCGGGAACAUCGUCGCCUCCGAGCUGGUGGAGCUGCGAUCGACCGCCACCAUGUCGGGAACGAUCCACACGCCGCGGUUGAUCGUCGAAGACGGCGGCCGGUUCAGCGGGCGGUGUCAUGCCGGCGACGAAGAGGCGGGAGGCGAAGACGGGCGGGGCGACGCGUCGGGGCGCGGCGAGGUCGCCGCGGGCGACGAUCGGCCGGUAUCGGCGUACCUGCGGAGGCCGGCAUGAAGGCGCCCGCAGCGGUGAGCGGCAGGGUCGUGCGGGUCAAGCUGCUGCACUCCAGCGAGACCUGCCUGUGCGUGCCGCUUCCAUCCGAGGCGAUUGAUCUGGAGGACGGCGCCGCCGUCAUCGUGCCUACGCGUCAUGGCUCCGAGAUCGGCCGCGUGCUGGGCCCGGUACGUGAUGAAACCGAGCUUCGCGGCGCCGAGCUGUUCGAGGUGAUCCGACAGGCGGAUGCCGAGGAUCUGGAUGGCUACGAACGCAACCGCGAGUUCGCGGACGAUCUGCUGCGGUCCUGUCGACGCCGUCUCGAGGGAUUCAGUCUGGCGAUGAAGCUGGUCGCCGCGCACUUGGUGUUCGGCGGCGGCAAGCUGAUCCUGUACUUCACGUCGGAAAAGCGGAUCGAUUUCCGUCGUCUGAUCGGGGAGCUGUCGGACGAGAUAGGCCUGCGCAUCGAGUUGCAGCAGAUCGGCAUGCGCGAUGAGACCCGCAUCGUUGGCGGGGCGGGGGUCUGCGGACGGGUGUUGUGCUGCAAUGGAGUCACGGAUCGCCGUCCGCGGGUGACGGUGCGGAUGGCGCGUGAGCAGGGGCUGUCGCUCGAUACGCGGCGAAUCUCCGGACAGUGCGGGCGCCUGCUGUGCUGCCUGUCCUACGAGUACGAAUUCUACCAGGAGGUGCGUCGCUCGGUGCCCACGGAAGGCAAGUCGGUGUACUACCAGGGCGACCGGUUUCGCGUGAUCGAGCUGAACGCGCUCACCGGACGUGCCCGCAUCGGCGGAGCCGACGGUGUGGUCCUCGGGGUGGAUUUCGGGGACUUCCGGUUCGAUGAGGCGAACCGACGCUGGGAGGUCAGCCCGGUAUGA